CCCUAUGGGAGGUUAAACACUCCUAAGGAGGGGAGUACCCCAUAAUGACUUAAACUGGGAAUUGAGUUUUACAUGAUUAUGUGUAUUGAUAUAUUGGAUGAAAUUACCUGCAUCAUGGUGUUCAAAAUUGAGUUUUGAACUUAUUUGUUUUCAAGUAUUUAUUUUGGGAAAAUUUUUGUUUUAACCAAGUGAGAGAUUUGGUGAAGAAUGAAUUUUGUGUGGAUCAAUCUAAGGCCAAUAUUUCCUUGUAGCUCGCACGGAAGUUGUGAAAAUGUUCCUACUGACCAGUCGAGAGGAGUGGGGGCGGUUGAUGCAAGACCGCCAGUAUUAGAUUAUGCAAAGAUGAAGAGUUUGGGUGGUAGGGACUUUAAGGGAGAUGUGAGCCCAGAUGCUGUAGUAGAGUGGUUGAGAGAGAUGGAAGAUGUGUUUGAAUAUCUUUAUGCGACCCCAGAGGAAAAAGUACAAUAUGUUGUUUUUCUCCUAAAGGGGUACGCGAGGAGCUGGUGGUCUUCAGUCUCUAGAGUUAAUGGUGAACGAGUUCAGUUCACCUGGGAGGAGUUCCUGAAGGCCUUUAAGACAGAGUUUCUUCCCGAAGCUUUUAUCAGGGCAAAGAACAAUGAAUUUGCCAACCUUAAGCAGGAGAAUAUGACAGUUACUGAGUACACCAUCAAGUUUGUUCGACUGCUUUACUUUGAGGAUGGGUUGGCGGAUACUGAGCAAAAGAAGAAGAUGAGAUACUUGCAUGGUUUGCGCAUAGGAUUGAAAGAAAAGAUCCACAGGGUUGAUGAAGAGAGCAUGGCCACAAUCAAGGAGGCUGCACUUAAGUAUGAAGCCUAUGAAGUUGAGAGCCGAGAGGAACACAAGGCUAAAGAAGAGGAGAAGAAGAGGAAGUUUGGAGUAAAUUAUGCUGGACCUCGUUACCCACCCAGGAGAGGUCCUAGCAGUUUUGGGAGAACACAGAGUCAAUCUAUGUCGGGAACAUCAUACAGGGCACCAAUUUCCUCAGCCACACAAUUUCCAUUUUGUCAAGUUUGUCAGAAGAGGCAUCUUGGAGAGUGUAGGAGAUUUUCUGGUGUAUGCUUUCAGUGUGGCCAACCUGGGCACAUCAUGAGGGAUUGCCCGCAUGCGAGAGAAGUAAGAGCUACACAGUCCGAGCCUUCAGUGCAAAUGAGUAGAGCCCCAUUCAGGGGUGGUUACCAGGGAGGCCGCAGUGGACUUCAGAGUGGUCGUGGUGGUUCACAGGGUGGUAGAGGUGGUGGUCGAAAUCAGCCAUCAGGAAGUGGUACGCAGGGUACCAGAGCACAGGGAGCACCAAGGGUUUAUGCAAUGACUCGAGGUGAGGCAGAAGUGGCACCAGAAGUUGUGACUGGUAUGCUUUCUAUCCUUGGCAAGCAAUUAUAUGCUUUGAUCGAUACUGGUUCCUCUCACUCAUUCAUGUCAUAUACGUUUGCACAUAUGCUACGCUUAGUUCCAGAUAAGCUAGGUUAUACCUUAUGUGUUAAAACACCUGUGGGAGAUACCUUGAAGGUAGACUCAGUUAUUAGAAGUUCCUUCAUUUGUGUGGAAGGAGCUUUCCUAGCAGCAGAUUUAAUUCUGCUACCUUUUGAUGAAUUCGAUGUCAUCCUUGGAAUGGACUUUCUGGCAACACAUGGAGCUGUUGUGGAUUGUCAAAAGAAAGAAGUGUUAUUCAGCACACCAGAUAAAGGUCCUGUUGUAUUCCGAGGCAUUAAGAAAAAGGAGACUCAUGGUUUUCUUUCUGCCUUGGAAGCUUUUCGAUUAGUGAAGGAAGGUUGUGAAGCCUUUCUUGCUCAAGUUACUAUAGUAAAUGAUAAGAAGGUUGAGGAUGUAGAGGUGGUAAGGGAAUUUCCUGAUGUAUUCCCCGAAGAACUUCCCGGCCUUCCACCAGAGAGGGAAGUAGAGUUUGAUAUUGAAUUGGUACCUGGCACAACACCAAUUUCAAUGGCACCAUAUAGAAUGGCACCAAUUGAGCUGAAGGAGCUUAAAGAACAAUUGCAAGAAUUGUUAGACAAGGGGUUUAUUCGACCUAGCAUCUCACCUUGGGGUGCACCGGUUUUGUUUGUCAAGAAGAAAGAUGGCUCCAUGAGAAUGUGCAUUGACUACCGAAGGUUGAAUAAGGCGACAGUGAAGAAUCGUUAUCCCCUUCCAAGAAUAGAUGAUUUGUUUGAUCAAUUGCAGGGUGCAUCGGUCUUUUCUAAGAUUGAUUUGAGGUCUGGAUACCAUCAAUUGAAAGUGGCAGAUGGAGCAACCUCAAAGACAGCUUUUAGAACAAGAUAUGGGCAUUAUGAGUUCCUGGUAAUGCCUUUUGGACUCACUAAUGCACCAGCGGUAUUUAUGGCUCUUAUGAACAGAGUUUUCCAUGAAUAUCUUGAUAAGUUUGUGAUUGUGUUCAUAGAUGAUAUUCUCAUCUAUUCUAAAAGCGAGGAGGAGCACAAAACUCACCUUAGAAUUGUGUUGCAAAUUCUAAGGGAGAAACAAUUAUAUGCAAAAUUCUCAAAAUGUGAGUUUUGGCUGAAGGAGGUAAUAUUUCUGGGACAUGUAAUUUCUGGAAGAGGUGUCGAGGUGGAUCCGAAAAAGGUGGAAGCAGUGGUGAGUUGGACUCCACCAAAAGAUGUGUCGGAGUUGAGAAGUUUUCUUGGCAUGGCUGGUUAUUAUCGGCGGUUUGUCGAAGGAUUUUCUAAAAUUGCUGCACCAUUGACUAAACUGUUGAGGAAGAAUACUAAGUAUGUUUGGGAUGAAUCAUGUCAAAAGAGUUUUGAUGAACUGAAAAAGAGAUUGACCACAGCACCAGUACUUGCACUACCUUCAAGUCAGGGAGAGUUUGUGGUGUAUAGUGAUGCCUCGUAUCAAGGAUUGGGCUGUGUGUUAAUGCAAGAUGGAAGAGUUAUCGCAUAUGCCUCUAGGCAAUUGCGUCCUCAUGAAGUAAAUUAUCCCACUCAUGACUUAGAAUUGGCAGCGGUGGUAUUUGCUCUCAAGAUUUGGCGACAUUAUUUGUAUGGUGAGACUUUUAAAAUUCUAACUGAUCACAAAAGCUUGAAGUAUAUUAUGGAUCAGAAGGAUUUAAAUAGUCGCCAGAGGAGAUGGAUAGAGUUGUUGAAAGAUUAUGAUUGUACCAUUGAUUACCAUCCAGGUAAAGCUAAUGUAGUUGCGGAUGCCCUAAGCAGAAAGGGGAAGAAGAAUAUAAAUGAUCUGGUUGAUUUGAGGGCAAUGAAUGUGGAUUUGGAAGUGGAUGGUGUGAUAGGGUUACUAGCUCGGUUGAACAUUCGACCUUUGUUGCACGACAAAAUUCGUGAGAAGCAGAAGGAGGACCCAGAGUUGGUAAAAAUCAUUCAAGACAUUCAGGAAGGAAAAGAAAGCCCAUUUGAAAUGGUAGAUGGCAUGUUGAAGAUUAAUGGAAGAGCAUGUGUUCCUAAUGUUGAUAACUUGAGGAAAGAGAUCCUAGAUGAAGCUCAUUCUUCUGCUUAUGCUAUGCACCCAGGAGCAACUAAAAUGUAUCACACGAUCAAACCAUAUUUUUGGUGGCGUGGGAUGAAAAAGGAAGCGGCUGAACAUGUUUUCACAUGUCUAGUAUGUCAGAAAGUUAAGGCAGAACAUCAAGCUCCCGUGGGAAAACUGCAACCACUUCCAAUUCCAGAAUGGAAGUGGGAAAGAAUCACAAUGGAUUUUGUAUAUGGUCUCCCAUCAUCAAGGGGAAAAGAUGCAGUAUGGGUUAUUGUGGACCGACUAACCAAAUCGGCUCACUUUUUACCCAUUAGAUGGAAACCAUCACUGGAGACUUUGUCUCAACUAUAUAUUAAGGAGAUCGUCAGAUUGCAUGGUGUGCCAAUUUCUAUUGUCUCUGAUCGAGACCCGAGCUUCACAUCUCGGUUUUGGCAAAGUUUACAUGAUGCCUUGGGAACUAAAUUACAUUUUACUUCAGCUUAUCAUCCUCAAACAGAUGGGCAGAGUGAACGAACCAUCCUAACCUUGGAGGAAUUACUUCGAUCAUGUGUAAUGCAAUGGGAGGAAUCAUGGAUUGACCAUUUGCCCUUAAUUGAGUUUGCUUACAACAACCAGUACCAUAGUAGCUUGGGUGUUCCACCAUAUGAAGCACUUUAUGGGAGGAAGUGUAGAACACCAUUAUGUUGGGAUAUAGAAGGAGCAAGGCAAAUCUCAGGGCCAGAGAUAGUUCAGAUCACAGUUGACAAGGUCAAGGAAAUCAGGGAGCGUUUGAGGGUGGCUCAAGAUCGACAGAAAGUUUAUGUUGACACGAGUAGGCGUGAAGUUAAUUUCGAAGUGGGUGAGAAAGUAUUUCUCAAAGUGUCACCUUGGAAAGGCGUAAUGAGAUUUGGUAAGAAAGGGAAACUUGCACCUCGGUAUAUUGGGCCAUAUGAAAUCACAGAGAAGAUUGGACCAGUGGCUUAUAAGUUAGCAUUGCCUCCAGAACUAUCUCAAAUCCACAAUGUAUUUCAUGUUAGUAUGCUGAAGAGGUACAAAGUGGAUCCUUCCCAUGUCAUACAACCGGAAGAGAUCGAGUUGGGUCCAGAUUUAACUUUUGAGGAGGUUCCAGUUGAGAUUGUUGAUUUUCAGAUUAAGACUCUUCGCAGGAAAGAAAUUCCAAUGUUGAAAGUGGUGUGGAGAAAUCAAGAUAGUGAGAGUGCUACCUGGGAAACUGAAGCAAGUAUGCGAGAGAAGUACCCUGAGUUAGUAGCAACCUACUUUGCAGGUUAACAAUCUUGCCUAGUAAGUUAUGUUUUGAACUUGUUGAUGUGCUUUUGUUGUGAUAGCCCAGUAUAGGUUUUUGAAACCUAAACAUGGGAACUUGAGGUGUUAUGUGUUACUCUCUAUGUUAUGAAUCUCCUAACCUAAAAGUAAGGUAGUAACAAGAUUUGUGAUAGUGUAGGUUAGGGGGGGAACGAGCGGAUUUGUAACAUCGAUUCAAGAAUAGAUUUCGGGGACGAAAUCUUUUAAGGAGGGGAGAAUUGUAACAUCCCGUUCCGGCAAAACCCAUAUUUCGAUCGCUAGAAAGUUCGCGAUUUAAAAUCGAGCAUUUCGACACUAUUUCGGCGAAAAUCGGAUUAUCGAUCGAUCGGAUAAGUAUACGUAUUAAUUAUAUAUAUAUAUAUAUAUAUAUAUACACGGGACAUUUAAUUCCCUUCCCAGACAAACUCUCCAGAAACCAUAUCAACUUCUUCUUCUUUUUAGUUUCCGCGAGAGAAGUAGAGAAACAGAGCGUUCGGGGGAAAAAUUCUCCAGCUCAAAUUCUUGAGCCCUAGUGAUCCAAAAAUCCCGUAAGUAAUGCCUAAUUCAUCUAUUCAUCGUGAUUUAUCGAUUUAGAGCUUUAAAACGAGUUUUUGGUUCAGGAAUUUCUUGAAUUCCCGAUCUGCCAGAUUAGGGUUUCGGAGUAUCCGGAAGCCGGAUUGAGCCCAAAUUUCAUAUACGAGCUUCCUGCAGCGAGGUAAUCAAUCCUCUAGUUCUAAUCUCUGAAUUUCGGCAAUUAUUUAGGCCGGGGUCCAAACCGCUGAAUUUAGCUCCGGCCAGGGUUUGAUGUGUUUUUAUCGAGAAUUAAACCCGGAGCCUAGAACUAAUAUUGACGGGGAUACUGCAGGGGAUAUUAGGACGGUCUCGGAUUUUAAUUCGGGGUUCGUUCGUGAAAUUGACGUUUUAGUACGGGAAGGUUAAAUCGGGGUUUGAACGACCAGAACUGGUGAGGGAUUAGCACGGCAUACCGGGUUUGUCGUAUCACGAUAAUUAUAUUGAUGCUUAGAAUUGAUCUAGGUGAACUAGAAUGGCAUGAUUAGGGGUGUAUUGACUUUUGUGCUAUAUGAUGAACCCUGGACUACUGUAUGAUAUUAUUGACUUGCUCUAAUCGAUAUGAACCUUGUUUAUGUGGAUGAUUUCCUACAUGUUGUCAUUUGUGGCUUAACUGUUGAUAUGACUUUAUGGUUGUUCGAUAAGGGUUUUUGACAUGGUGUGAUAUUAUGGUUGUAUUUGGAUCCAUAAGUGGGGGAAUAAACUUCCCAAGGUGAUAUUAUGAUGUUUAAGGAGGAUGACUUGCACGAGGGUUUAUCCCGAGGAAGUGCAAUUAUACGACUCCUGAUUUACCUAUGUUGAGCCAAUUAUGGUCAGGUAAAGUACAUGUGCAAGUAACGAAUUGUGAUUAAGCAAGAUGAGAUAUGAAUCAUGUAUAAGGAUACCAAAUAUGAGUGUUAUGGUCUCACGGUCAACUACAUAGUAAUUAGGGCUCCCUAUGCUAUUACUCUAUUAUGAUAUGUAUGAUAGUCACACCUCUCAUAUGGUGGUGACUGAAGAAUUCUUAUGAGAUAUGACCACACCCAGAGCGGUGUCGGGGUAUGACUACACCCAUAGUGGUGUGGGGUAUGUAUGACCACAUCCGACGGGAUGUUGGGGUAUGUAUGACUACAUCCGACGGGAUGUGGGGUAUGUUUCCCGGGAGAGUUAUUAGCAUGGGAGUAGCCAGGCGCCUAUGAUUAAAACAUGAUAAGAUGC
This is a messenger RNA of Linum trigynum, 6507 nucleotides long. NCBI's taxonomy places the organism in Eukaryota, Viridiplantae, Streptophyta, Magnoliopsida, Malpighiales, Linaceae. The record is from the annotation of a GenBank genome assembly.